AACGGGAAUUGCAUGGUUUUUAUACUGCAAUUCUUCCAUCACUUCGAUUGGAAAAUAUAGGUUUCCAUAAUUAUUUUCGGAUGUCAGCGACAAAAUUGGAAGAGUUGUUACAUUUAGUUCAACCUUAUUUAAGCAAAGAAUAUUAUAUAAGACAACCAAUUGCUGUGGAAGAAAAAUUGAUGUUGACCUUAAGAUAUCUGGCUUCGGGCGACUCUAUGACAUCGAUGCAUUAUCAAUACCUAGUGGGAUUGACAACUAUAAGUAUAAUUAUAUCGGAAACCUGUGCUGUCUUAUGGAAAACGCUUUGUCCUCUGGUUCUCUCAUCAACUGUAAACACCGAAGAAUGGCUACAUAUUGCUAAAACCUUCAGCGAUACUUGGAAUUUUCCUCAUUGCAUUGGGGCUAUAGAUGGAAAGCAUGUGGUUAUUCAAUGUCCUAAUAAUUGUGAAUCUAUGUACUAUAACUACAAAAAUAGCCACAGUCUAGUAUUAUUAGCUAUCUGUGAUGCCGACUAUGUAUUCCAGUUUGUGGACAUCGGUGCUUAUGGGCGAAGAAGUGAUGGAGGCAUCUUUAAAGACUCCAUAAUGGGUACAAAGUUGGAAAAUAAACAACUAAAUGUUCCAGAAGCAGCACCUAUUUCAGAUGAAAGAGAAACUCCCUUGCCAUAUUGCAUUGUUGGUGAUGAGGCGUUUCCACUAACGACGUACUUGCUUCGUCCAUAUCCUGGGAAACAGAAAAUUACACCACAGAAACGCAUUUUCAAUUACCGUUUAAGUCGCGCUAGACGAGUAAUUGAAAAUUGCUUUGGUAUCUUGGUCAGCAAAUGGCGUAUUUUUCGUAAGCCAAUAAUAGCCAGUGUAUCCACUACAACACAUAUAAUACAAGCAGCUAUAGUUCUUCAUAAUUGGCUGCGUAAAAAUGAUUUGAACAAUUGUCCAAACCUUCCGUACGUUGAACCAUACCUAGUUGACCAAGAAUCUGAAAUUGGAUCUGCCAUAAGUGGCACUUCGAGAGAUGUAGCAGGAACGACGGCAUUUUUUGACAUUACUCGCGCAGGUACUAACACAAGCACUCGAACAGCAAUGGAAGUACGAGAAGAAUUUUGUGCCUACUUUAAUAACGAAGGUGCUGUUACCUGGCAGAAUGAUUAUGUGUGA
Messenger RNA from Mycetomoellerius zeteki, 1157 nucleotides. Its product is annotated as putative nuclease HARBI1. NCBI's taxonomy places the organism in Eukaryota, Metazoa, Arthropoda, Insecta, Hymenoptera, Formicidae. The record is from RefSeq and is a predicted model, not a curated record. The annotation marks the transcript as partial. The transcript has 3 exons.